Messenger RNA from Scomber japonicus (chub mackerel), 2358 nucleotides. It is a transcript of the gene zdhhc8a, whose product is annotated as zinc finger DHHC-type palmitoyltransferase 8a. The coding region runs from base 1 to 2358 and encodes 785 amino acids. The transcript has 10 exons. NCBI's taxonomy places the organism in Eukaryota, Metazoa, Chordata, Actinopteri, Scombriformes, Scombridae. Gene Ontology annotation, molecular function: palmitoyltransferase activity. Gene Ontology annotation, biological process: protein palmitoylation. The record is from RefSeq and is a predicted model, not a curated record.
AUGCCCACCAGCGGCGCCGACUCGCUGAAACCCAGCGCCUUCAUCCCGGUGUGCACGGCCGCCUGCCUCCUGGUCGGCUCUACCUCCCUGUUCUUCGUCUUCACAUGCCCGUGGCUGGCUGUGACCAUCUGCCCUGCUGUGCCACCAUGCUGUGCCAUCCUCUUCCUUUUUGUGCUGGCCAACUUCACCAUGGCAACCUUCAUGGAUGCUGGUGUGCUCCCGAUGGCGAACGAGGACGAGGACAAGGAUGAUGAAUUCCGUGCUCCACUGUACAAGAACGUGGACGUGAAGGGUGUCCAAGUGCGGAUGAAGUGGUGUGCGUCAUGUCAUUUCUACAGACCUCCACGCUGCUCCCACUGCAGCGUCUGUGAUCACUGCGUGGAGGACUUUGACCAUCACUGUCCUUGGGUGAACAACUGCAUCGGGAGACGAAACUACCGCUAUUUCUUCCUGUUUCUGUUGUCGUUGACAGGUCACAUGAUCUGUGUCUUCACCUUUGGCCUCAUAUACGUCCUGCACCACAUGGAUGAACUGUGGAAGUUGCACUGCACCGUCACUUUGGUGGUGAUCAGUAUAUCAGGGCUGUUUCUGAUCCCGGUCCUGGGUCUCUCUGGAUUCCACCUGUACCUCGUGUCCAGAGGACGCACCACCAAUGAACAAGUAACUGGGAAGUUUCAAGGAGGAGUAAAUCCUUUUACACGUGGUUGUUGUAACAAUCUGGAAUAUCUGGUUUGCAGUCCCAUCUCUCCUAAGUACAUGGCGAGGCCCUAUAAGAAAGCAGUCGUCCAUGUUCAGCCUCCCUUCCUCAAACCAGAGAUCGACAGGCCAGUGAAAGUCAGAGAUAACGGGAUACAGUGCCGGGAUCUAACAAUUAAACGGACCUCAGCAGGAGCUGUCGAGCUGUCAGACAUCAAACAGCUGAAAACUCCACCGCCGCUGCCACCAAAACCAGAGCACAGCUUGCUGAGAAGCCAACUAGCUGCCAUGGAUGAAAUGGGACAUCACACCAAAUCCAUCAUUCCUGUAUCCAUUCCCACUGUGCCACAGCUACGGCCAGUCCUGGAGGCCAUAUCUAGAGGAUCAUCACCCAUUCCUCCAGAGCAGUUGCUGAGGACGUCAGAGCAUCAAGGGAACAACAGAAGUCCUGACCUCCGCUCUGAUCCCAAAGAAAGUCCAGCGAGUAGCAGCCUACAUGCCCAGACCAACACUGUCUCCAGCUCGCUGCAGCUCAACUCUAUGUCACUCACCCUCAAACACAACAACCGCCAUGGCAGUAAACCCCAGUUGCCUGCGAUGCAUGCUGAUGGUUUUAGAUCCAGUCCCCCGCCGGGCAUUUCAUCCUCCAGCCUGCUGGCCAACCACAGCAGCAGCAGCCUCUCCUAUGAUAAUCUCAUCAACCCUGCAGAUGCUCAGUUCCUGGCUCAGAGAGGGGCCCCUCUGGUCGGCUACCACCCUCACUUCAUGACUCUGGGCACAGAUGGGACUGUGGUGCAGCGUCCGUCCCCUCACUCCUACAGCCCUGUCUUUAUGGGUGUCACCAGACAGUCUCCUCAGCCUCGAGACCCCUCACCUUCAUUGCAGGGUCUCAUCUCUAGGGAUCCCUCACCCUCCUUCCAAGGAUUCAUUCAAAGAGACCAUUCUCCUGCUUUUCAAGGGCUGAUGCCAAGGGACCUUGCACCCCAAAGCGCAACAUCACGAGACCUCACCCCUUCGGGUCUGGCAUUACGAGAGAGUCUUCGAGACAGCCUCCGUGAUCUAGGGCCACAGGGUUUAACACCUCAGAAGUCAUCUGCUGUGCGCUAUGACAACUUUUCAAAAACCAUCAUGGCAUCUAUCCACGAGAGACGGGAGAUGGAGGAGAGAGAAAGAAUGCUGCGCCUGCAAGCCAGAUCCCAAGCCCUGUAUGGCCCAGAUGUGGGGAUCUAUGACAUCCCCAGCAGGCGGAGUCUUCCACCAGACAACAUCCGACCUCUGGGCUCCCGUGGACCAACUCCCCCAGCCUAUGGCUCCCGGGAGUUCCUUAUGAGCACAGGUAUCCUCGGUUACGGCAUGAGGACCUCCCCUCUCUCCAGCUCCUCCACGUCGUCUCUGACCCGAGGCCCAAAAACAGCCAGCUCCCCUCUGCAGAGCAGCAGCAGUAGCAGCCUGCAGAGCAAAGGCAGGUCCUCCUCUCCAGCCUACGGCCCUCCUGACAGACAGACGCAACCCCUCCCCUCCUCUACAUCCACCUUGCCCCGUUUACCCUCCUCCUCCACCUCCUCUGUCCCCUCAUAUGCCUCCUACGCCACUACAAAACGAUCCUCACUUACAUACUCCUCUGAGGGGAAGGACUCGGUCACCCUGGGAGCUCUGAAAUAA